Molecule: messenger RNA, 3198 nt
Organism: Mercenaria mercenaria
Lineage: Eukaryota; Metazoa; Mollusca; Bivalvia; Venerida; Veneridae
Product: carbohydrate sulfotransferase 9-like
Exons: 3
Coding region: 180-1775 (531 amino acids)
Biological process (GO): carbohydrate biosynthetic process
Cellular component (GO): membrane
Molecular function (GO): sulfotransferase activity
Source: RefSeq, a predicted model, not a curated record
CAAUGUUAGCAUUUUUAGUUAGCUGUAUUGAUAAAAGAUAGAUAAUGAUAUGGAAUAUAUUUUGUUUAACUGUGUAAAAUGUGUAAAAACAUACAUGUUUAGAUGCGGAUAAAUGGGCGUGGCUGCUUAUAUAUCUAGAACGUCAAGAAUUUCACUAUUUCAUAACGUAAAGUGUUAAAAUGGAUUUAUAUAUAGGACAUAAAAUAAAAAGAAUUUAUACUUGCAAGAACAAAACAUUUUCAUCAGUAGUGUUUUUUCUGAUGUUGAUUCUCGCACUUGUUAUUACACAUACCUGCAUUUCUCUUUCUAGAGCUGUUAUCAACAAAAGUAUUAAACUGAGAAGUGAAGACAACAAUAUGCACCUCCCGUCAUCACGAUACUUACCUGAGCUGAGAACUGAGGGCAAUAAUACAUAUAUGCACAGCCCUUCAACUGGAUCCCCGCUUGUGCUGAGAAAUGAUGAUGAUGCCAACGACCAGUCAAUAGGAUCCCUGCAUGAACUGAGAAAUGAUAACAAUGUCAACAGUCCAUCAACAGGACCCCAAUCUAAGCUGAGAAGUGAUGACAAGAAUAUGAACCGCCCGACAACAGGAUCAAACCAGAUCUAUAAUUUUCAAACGACUAUUGCCAGAAAUGCUGAGAGAAAGAAACGUCUUCAACAGCGAUGCAGCACAUCUGAUCAGAAAGAAAGAAUUAAUGUUACAAAAAAGCAUGAGUUUUUUAAAAAAGAACGUAUCAGAAUUCUGACCAAUCCACUUGUAUCUGUAGCCUACUGUCGUGUAAGUAAAGCUGCUUCAUGGUAUACUAUCAACGCACUUGGUAAAAUUCUUAACUGCACGGAGGAAUGUUUACGUAGUUUUUCUGAAAGAAUCCGCAUGUUAUCAUAUGAACGUAAAAGAGAGGCACUCAAUAAUGCUUACAAAUUUAUGUUUGUUAGGGAACCAUACGGACGGCUUUUUUCUACAUAUUGUAAUAAGUUUUAUUUCCCAAAAGGCUAUUGGAGUCCAGUAGGAAUAGAUAUUAUUAGAAGAUUCAGAGAGAACCCGUCAGAAGACAGUUUAGUGUACGGACAUGAUGUAACAUUUGCUGAACUUAUACGUUAUACUAUUGAAGACUUUGAGGCUGGAAACAAAAUGGAUGCACAUAUAAGACCCAUGCAUACCAACUGUAAACCUUGUGACUAUGAUUAUGAUUUUAUAGGUAAAUUAGAAACAAUGCAAUCAGACUGGAAAUACCUAGCACAUGAAUGGAAAUCUAGGAACAUCACAACGAAUAUUCCUACUGAUAUUGGCGAAAAAUCAACAGAUAUAUUUGGCGAAAUGAUUCAUGUGCAUGUAACUUUAAAAAAAAUAGAAGAUUCGAAUAUAACGCUAUAUGACCUUUACCAAAGAGCAUGGAAUUACUACCAGAUAACUUCAGUUAUAUCUAAACGUAUUAGUAUGCCAUUAUCAAGAUCUGAUAACAGAUAUUUUGGUUAUUAUUCACUUCUUUAUCAUCUGAAACGUGCAAGAAUGUAUUCGGAACAAUAUGCCACCGAAAUGAAAGCUCAAAGGCAUGAAGCAAUGUUACAAGCAUAUUCUACCGUGCCUUCGGAAGAUUUGGAAAGAUUGAAAAGUGUAGUCAAGGAAGACUGCCUGUUGUUUGGUUAUGAUGACAGUCCUGAAUGGCUGUUUGGAAGAAAGAUCGUCUAUAAUAAGUUAGCUUCAUUUGAUUACUUUAGCGGUAUAAAUGGAGACAAAACGUUUAAACAAAAUGACAAAAUUUUGUCGAUUUAGCAUAAAGAGAUAUUUGCGUGGUUGAGAUCUCUUUAAUAGUGCGUUAGCGGAGUUCUUCAAAUUGUCCCGGUCAUGUCUGUUCAUAUAGUUCUGGUAUUCAGGCGUUUAAGAAUGACAAAUUCGUGGUCAUUUUUAAAAGGAGUGUACUUUACGUUGGCACUGGACUGAGUUAAUGUACUUUUAUCAUUAGUACAAUUUUAUUUACAUAUCACACGUUAAAGGAAAACCGUUAACAAAAGUUAACAAGGGUUUAAUUUAUAAAUGACAUUAGUUUUUUAUAUCAUCUUCACAGUUAAAACUGUAUUUACAUUCUAUAGUUAAUUAGUUUAGUGUUAAGACAUGCACGUGUUUUACGGAAUUAUCCAAUAGUGCAUACACCCAUCGUCUGGAAAUGUUACACAUAACGUUUGGUAAAAGCAAGGUGCGUGUUUCAUCCUCUCUUAUCUGCUACUUUACGGCGAGGGCCUCACAUGUUGUUACAAAACAAAAUUGAAUAUACCGGGAAAUGAUCCCGUGAUCAGUUAUUAGAUUUCAACCACCUGGCAUUAAUAACAAAAAGACACAAAAGCAUACGAAAAUGUAAUUCAAUAGACAAUAUACGAAACAGUACCUUAAUAAACCAUAUAAGAAAACGUAUGUCCGUAAACAAUCCUAGCAACGUGUACGAACGUGGUUGAAAAGUGUGAGAAGUAAACGAUUUGAAUACGAAAUUAGCGGAUACAAAUACCGCUAUUUUAAUUUAUACCUUACCUUCAGUAAAUGUUUCCAAUAUGCAAAAAUAUGCUACGUUUAUCGUUUUUGUAAGAAAUAAGAUGCCAGGCAAUAUUUCAUCACUGGAUAGACUAACGGGGAGUGUCGGAUAUUCAGAUGAUCUUACUUUUACGAAAAUACUGUAAAGUAUUACGUUAUGCAUAAUGCAUUACGUUGAAUGAAGUAAUAUCUGAAUUAUUGAUUUUAGAUAUUUCCAGCAUUUUAACAAUUUCACAAUGACUAUUAUAUGCUGGUACCAAACUUUUCAGUUCUCUAAUGGCGGCCAUUGAACUCGAGAACGGAAAAAUGUGCAGCCUUUUUAACGGUGGAUUUUAUUAAUUUUAUAAUCUUUUUUUUUCAAACGUAACUAAAGAAACUCACAGUUACGUUAUUCAUAAAGAGGUGUUACCUGCAAAAGCGACGCACUGUUGUGUAAACUGGACUCCAUUUAAAAUAUUCAUGUUUAUACGUUAUAUGCUUACCAAAUUAGUAAAGCUAACUGUCAUCUUGCUGAUUUCCGAUUUCAAAAGCUCUCUACACAAUUUGUCCUUGGGAGUACAAUGCUUGAAUGAAAUGCUGUAGAGUAUUUUCUAUAAUUUCUUUUUUUUUCUCUUUGGAACCAUACGAUAUGGCCCCUUUAUUUUUUAAAAAAAAACACACACACACACACACA